Molecule: messenger RNA, 1974 nt
Organism: Pyricularia grisea
Lineage: Eukaryota; Fungi; Ascomycota; Sordariomycetes; Magnaporthales; Pyriculariaceae
Exons: 3
Coding region: 31-1974 (647 amino acids)
Biological process (GO): siderophore transmembrane transport
Molecular function (GO): siderophore-iron transmembrane transporter activity
Source: RefSeq, a predicted model, not a curated record
CCGGCCUCCCCCGGGGAGCGUGUCUAAAACAUGUCGACCAUUAACGAAAGCCCUCCUCCGACAUACAAUAAGGCAGCGCCGCAGCACACGGCGACAGAAGAUCCUCACAUUCAGUCGGACGAGGAGUCGACAGACAACAACAAGCAAGAUGGAGUUAGAGCGAUGGAGGCCGUGUCCUUGACAUGGUCGAAAUGGGGUCUCAUAAUCGCAUAUCUUGGCAUCUUUUUGAUGGCUUGCUCGACUUCCCUGGAGGGGCAAACCACAUAUGCUCUCAGUGCCUUUGCUACCAGCUCGUUCCAAUCACACUCGCUACUGUCAACCGUCACUGUCGUUCAGAGUGUGGUCCUGGCUGUCAUGAAGCCCAUCAUGUCCAAGCUCAGCGACGUCACGGGCCGUCUCGAGGCCUUUACCCUGUCUAUCGUGCUGUUCGUACUCGGAUUUAUCCAGCAGGCGGCGUCGACCAAUAUCGACUCGUAUGCCUCCGCGCAGAUCUUCUAUUCGGCCGGCAGCACGGGUGUCCAGAUUCUGCAGCAGAUCUUCAUCGCUGACACGAGCAAUCUGGUGUGGCGUGCCCUAUUCUCUUCGCUCCCUGAUACUCCUUUCCUAGUAACGGUCUGGGUCGGACCUGAAAUCUCGGCGGGCAUCAUUGCCCGGGGGAACUGGCGUUGGGGAUAUGCCAUGUGGGCUAUCAUCCUGCCCGUGGCUUUCUUACCCUUUGCCAUUAGCCUGUUUCUCAACCAGCGCAAGGCCAAGAAGCUGGGCUUGCUAUACAACCGUCGGAACUGGAUCUCAGCGAUUAGAAGCCAGGGGCUUACCACAACUGCCAUCAAAGUGGUCCAGUCGGUUGACCUCUUUGGUGUCCUGUUGUUGAGUGCCGGCUUCGCGUUGCUCCUGAUCCCGCUGACCAUUGCUACGCGCCAAACGGGCGGCUGGAGCAACGGGUCCAUAAUUGCUAUGCUCGUUAUGGGUCCCAUUUGCUUGAUUGCCUUUGGUUUCUGGGAAUGCGCCUCGGUCAGGCUCAACCCUCACCCACUGAUUCCGCUCUAUCUCUUCAAGAGCAAAACAUUUUGUGCCGGCUGUGGUAUCGCCUUCUUCUACUUUAUGGUGUUCUACAUGUCGGUCUACCCCUACUACUACUCUUACCUACUUGUGGUACACCGUAUCGACGUAGCCACGGCUGGGCGUAUCACGCAGACCUUCUCAUUCGCUAGCACAGUUAUGAGUGUGCUGGUCAGCUUAGCUAUCAAGUACACCAAGCACUACAAGUACUUCAUCACGGCUGGUAGCGUGCUGUACCUACUCGGCAUUGCGCUCAUGAUUAACUACCGCAGCGAAGACGCCGGUUUGCCAGCCUUGGUCGGCACCCAGGUCUGCAUAGGCAUUGGUGGUGGAAUGCUCAACGUGCCAGCGCAGCUUGGAGUCCAGGCCACAUCCAAGCAUCAGAACGUGGCUAUCGCCACGGCCGUGUGGCUCACGGUGCUGGAGCUGGGCGGCGCUAUCGGUAGCGCUAUCUCAGGCGCCAUAUGGACAAAGGUCGUGCCCGCAACGUUGACAGAGCUUCUGCCCGAGGCCAGCCGCGCCAACGCCACAGCCAUCUUCAAUAACAUCAACACUGCCCUUGCGCUCGAGUGGGGUAGCCCCGAACGGGUCGCUAUCAACUCCGCCUACCAGGCCGGCAUGCGCCAGAUGCUCAUAGUUGCAGUCUGCAUGUGCGUGCCUAUCGUGCUCCUGUCUCUGCUCAUGCGCGACAUGAAGUUGGAUGAGGUAGACCAGGGCGUCAAGGGAUACGUCAUUGGCGGUCGGGUAGACGGAGACUCGAAGAAGGACUCCGGUGCUGUGGUUACCCCUAACUCUGGGGCUGCUGCUGAGCAACAGCAUCAUCAGCAGGAGCAUGAUCUACUUGUGCAAGAAGCUAGCAAGAGCGAUCAGGUUGCCGCCAGGAGUACCGCUGCUAGUCCUGAGAUUAAAGGUUAG